AAACUCAGCUGAAAGUUGUCAAAUCUCAGAAGUUUCCAACUAUAGCAUAGCAGACGUGGCAUCUUGUAAUUGGCUGAACCGACUAAUAUUUAGGGCACAGCGCAUUCUUCAACGCAGCACAAAACCCAAAUUACAUCUCUUACAACUAGCAUCGAUUUCGCGCUCUAACAAGUUCUCUCCGAGUACGGAAUUUCAAAACCCUUUGUUUAUUGGUCACGAUGAACGAGUCUCCGCGUAAAGAUCUACAAGUCUUCGAUUUCAAUGAACAAGAUCAGAUUAACACCGAUAAUCACCUUUUCAACAAAAUCCCUAAUCACGAUGCUCAGAUCAACGAGGUUGGCGUCAAGAAUGUCCCCAGUAUUCCUUAUGUUGACAUUGGUGUAGAUUUGGAAACAGGUUGUUCAAACCCCUCUUUCAAAACAAUGGAAGAUACAUUUGAUAGCAGAGUGGAGAAUUCUGAGUUAGGAGAUGGCAAACAAUCAAACUCCAAUAGUCAGGAAAAUCAACGUCAUUUUAAAAUAGAUGUUGAUUACUAUGACCGGCCAGAGAAUAGGGAUACUAGUGGUUGUGCAUCUACACCUGAGACGAGCCAAAUUGGUCCUUCAGGGUCUCCAUCCAGUAAAGAAUCUGUUGAUGUUAGUUCUGAUGCUGAUGAUUGCAUGAACUAUGAGAGUGCUCCAACAAAUGCUGAUUCUGAUAUUGCAGAGAAUGGUGUAUUUCAUCUUUCAUUGAAUGGUUGUGGAUUGGAUGGUGCACAUGCAUCUGACAUGGAUAACAUGAAUACAGAUGUUGUUCUCUAUCCUGAUUAUAUAAUUUACCAGGAUAAUUAUUAUAUGGAGCCAAUGUUAACUUUUUCACAUCGCUGCAUCAAUAUCAAUGUUUCAACUGCAUGUAUGAAGCAAGAGGCCUUUAAUCUUGAAUGGGGACUUGAUGACCUCGUUGAUAUUAAGUGUCAGUGGUUUCAAAAUAGUGGAACGGUCAUCAUAAAGAUUAAUGUAAUAUCAAGGAAUGCAAUUCAGAUAGAUCAUGUAAGCAACACUUCAGGCAUUGAGGAAUUGGAGAUUGCAGUUGUUGAUUCCAAUUGGUCCCUGAUACAUAGACAGAUCACAUCUCUUAAUGUGAAAUACUUGGCUAUUUGGAAAAUGAUGCUUAAUAUGGAUGUAGAAGAUAGCGAAACGAAAUCGAGUGGAUCAAGAGGCUACUUUCCUAAUUUCGAGGAGUCUUUUGAUGAAGUUGUCUAUCCUAAAGGGGAUCCAGAUGCUGUUUCACUAAGCAAGAGAGACUUUGAUCUAUUACAACCAGACACAUUCAUUAAUGACACAAUAAUUGACUUUUACAUCCAGCAUCUGAAGAAUCAGAUACAAGAGGAGGAAAAACCUAGAUUUCAUUUUUUUAAUAGUUUCUUCUUUAGAAAGCUGGCUGAUUUGGACAAAAAUCCAUCUAGUGCUUCAGAUGGAAAAGCAGCGUUUCUACGUGUUCGUAAAUGGACAAGAAAAGUUAGUUUAUUUGAAAAGGAUUACAUCUUCAUUCCUGUGAACUUCAAUCUUCAUUGGAGUUUAAUAGUCAUAUGUCAUCCUGGUGAAUUGGUUAAUUUUAAUGAUAAAGAGUUGGGCAACUCGCUUAAGGUACCGUGUAUAUUACAUAUGGAUUCUAUAAAAGGAAAUCACAGUGGUCUGAAAAACCUGCUGCAAAGUUACUUGUGGGAAGAAUGGAAAGAGAGACAUAAAGAUGCAUGUGAAGAUCUUUCAGCACGAUUUUCAAAUUUGCGUUUUCUCCCCCUUGCGUUGCCACAGCAAGAAAACUCAUUUGAUUGUGGACUCUUUCUGCUGCACUACCUAGAGCUCUUCCUUGCUGAAGCUCCUCUUACUUUCAAUCCAUUCAAAGUAACCAAGUUUUCCAAUUUCCUCAAUGUGGACUGGUUUCUGCCUGCUGAAGCUUAUCUCAAGCGAACACUGAUCCAGAAGUUGAUCUCUGAACUUGUCGAAAACCACGGUUCACAUGAAAUCUCGUCCUCCGACUGUAGUGAUGACCACCAGUACAUAGAAAAUAAUGAGAAUGGAACUGGCUUUGAGCAACCCGAAGUCAACAGGGAGUCAAAAACUUCCCUUGGUGGGCAGGGAAUAGAAAUGACUCUAUUGUCUGGAUCAUCCUCUUUGGAUCCUCAAUCUUUUAACAACUCAGGAAUGGUUCUUAAGGAUCUUUUUGAGUCAGGUGCUACAGGAGCAACAUUGGCACAGUGCCAUUCUUUUGGCCAGCGAUCAUCUGAUUAUCGUUUCAACAGUUCAAUAUUUUCGAUGGAGGAAGACACAGAUCUUGGUGAACAAUUUAUGUAUUUGGCCACAGACACCAACUUUGCACAAGUGGCUGAAGUUACACCAACUUUGCCUUGCCUUCCUAGGGAUUGUGGAAAUGGGACUCGCAUACCAGAAUUCUGUCUGCAAGAGGCUCUAUCAUCUCCAAGUAGUGCCUCGGAGGAUACAGAAGACAUAGGGGUCACUGAAAAUUGUCCCGACAAUGGGAAUGAACCCAUGGCAUCUAAUGAGGCAGAACAAGGUGAACAAAUUUGUUCACCCAUAGAAAAUACCGAGCAUUUUAUAGAUAUUUCUGGUUCUGCUAGCAACGAUGUCGUGGGAGUUUCUCACGACUCCAUUAUGAAAUGUGAUGAUUACAAAAAUGGAGAUAUUCACUCUCCCUGUCAGGAAACUCCUACAAUAGCAUGGCAUCAAGUUUCUGAUGCAGUGGAUGAGGAGGCCAAAUGUGAUGAUGGUCAGAUGAUUGAUGGCACAGAAGCUAAUAUUUGUGAGGAACAAGCUGCAAAGAGGAGGCGGGUUAUGCCUCCUCAGUCAGAAGUGAGGGAAUUGUGACAGAAUCAUAUUUGUAGAUAGUUUUAAAAUUGUUCGUUUUACUCUUGUAAUAUAUGCAUAGAGUUGGUGCUUUUUAGGUUGGAAAAGUAUCUGCAAUUUUAGAUACUACUAUUUGGUAUUUCAAUAGUGGUAUUUUAAUUUUAUUUUUAUGAAAACCUUCAAAUUCAUUAUCAUUUCUUCA
Trifolium pratense (red clover) is the source of this 3045-nucleotide messenger RNA. RefSeq names its product probable ubiquitin-like-specific protease 2B. The record is from RefSeq and is a predicted model, not a curated record. Gene Ontology annotation, molecular function: cysteine-type peptidase activity. Bases 219 to 2864 code for a protein of 881 amino acids. Gene Ontology annotation, biological process: proteolysis. The transcript is spliced from 16 exons. Lineage: Eukaryota; Viridiplantae; Streptophyta; Magnoliopsida; Fabales; Fabaceae.